This is a messenger RNA of Phalaenopsis equestris, 2786 nucleotides long. RefSeq names its product receptor-like protein kinase HERK 1. The transcript has a single exon. Gene Ontology annotation, biological process: protein autophosphorylation. Gene Ontology annotation, cellular component: plasmodesma; plasma membrane. The coding region runs from base 100 to 2664 and encodes 854 amino acids. Lineage: Eukaryota; Viridiplantae; Streptophyta; Magnoliopsida; Asparagales; Orchidaceae. The record is from RefSeq and is a predicted model, not a curated record. Gene Ontology annotation, molecular function: ATP binding; transmembrane receptor protein tyrosine kinase activity.
UUGACAUCAUCAUCAGAUCAUUAGACCAGACGUAGACACCUUUAUCUUCCAUCUCAGUGCCGUCCAAUUCCACAUCCACUCUCCUUCCCAACCUCUUCCAUGGCUGCCGAACCUCUGGUCGCCAUCACCUUACUCCUCCUCAUCCUCCCUUUCUCAUCCCCCUCCUUCAGCCCCAUCUUCCUCUCUUGCGGAUCUUCCUCCAACGUCAACUUCACCAGCGACACUCCCCCGCGCACCUUCACCCCUGACGGCGAAUUCCUCCUCUCCUCCUCCAACUCCAAAACAGACUCCUUUUCAGCUUCCGCUGUGUCCCCCCUCUACACCACCGCCCGCCUCUUCACUUCCCCUUCCUCUUACAGCUUCGAAGUCGACCCCAACGCUUUCUACAUCCUCCGCCUCCACUUCUUCCCCUUCAACUCCACCUCCAAAGCCCAAUUCACUGUCUCCGCCAUGAAACGUUACCUCCUCCUCUCCUCCUUCUCGCCUUUCCCUUCCAAGUCGGACAUAAAAGAGUUCUUUUUAUGGAUCGAUACAUCAACUCUUCUCCUCACUUUCUCCCCUGCCCCAAAUAACCUCGCCUUUAUCAACGCCCUCGAGCUCAUCUUAUCCCCUCCCAAUCUCAUCAACGCAAGCCGGCCUAUUUACAUAACGACUUCCGGUAUCUCUCAAGAUGACAACUUUUCCCCUCAGGCGACGGAGACUCUCUACCGCGUCAACAUCGGCGGCCAACUCAUAACUCCGGCGAACGACACGCUUUGGAGAACAUGGGAGACCGACGAUUAUCGCUACUUAUUUGAUAAGAGCUUCUCCGUCGAAAGCAGCACAACCGGUAGAAUCGAGUAUCCGACAGCCGCCGGCCUAACUCGAUCAAUCGCCCCUGAAAUGGUCUACAGUACAGCGCGCACGCUGAACAACUCCACCGGCAUGGCGAACUCCCUCUUCAACCUUACCUGGAGCUUCGACGUGCCUCCGGGAUUCCAAUACCUUGUUCGGAUGCAUUUUUGCAAUUGCUGGUUUCCAAAUCCUUCUAAUUUCUAUUUCCAAGUUUACAUCGGUGAUUCAUUCGCUCGUAAGAAUCUUGAACCUGGAAGUAUGACGAACUGGAGGACAAUGAUUCCAUUCUAUUAUGAUUUCAUCGCCGACGCACCAGUGUCAGGUCCUCUGAACGUUAGUAUCGAGCCGGCGGCCAACAGCGAACCGCCUAAUGCUUUGCUGAACGGAUUAGAGAUCAUGAAGCUGAGCAAUUCGCAUCUCAGUCUCGCCGGAGAGUUCGGUCUCUCUGAUAGCGACAGAAGAAGCCACGCCGGCAAGCAUUUGUUCUCAAUUUUACUCCUUUCCAUUAUCGGCGGUAUUGUUACUCUCGCUGUUCUGCUUUUCGCUCUUCUAUUAUGCUUACGCCGUCGCGGCAGCUGGCGGCGGCGGCGGCGGCGGCGGCGGCGGCGGCAGCAACUACAAAAUCAGGCUGAGGAACAGAAGGACAUCAAGCAUACGACGUCAUGGUCGCACUACAACCACGGGGUUGUAAGCGCACGGAGCGAGUCCACGACCCAUCAAACACAGAACAGCUCUGCUUCCCCGCGAUUCAAUCUUGGUCUCCAAAUAUGUUUUGCGGAAGUCAUGUUCGCGACGAACAAUUUCGAUGAGAAACAGUUAAUCGGCGCUGGUGGGUUCGGGAAAGUGUACAGAGGAGUCCUCUACGACGGCACCGAAGUCGCCGUAAAGCGCGCGGUUCCUGGUUCAAGACAGGGAUAUCCCGAGUUCCGAACAGAGAUCGUCUUCCUCUCCAGAAUCCGUCACCGGCACCUCGUCUCCCUCAUCGGCUACUGUGAGGAGAAUUCAGAGAUGAUACUGGUCUACGAAUACCUGGAAAAAGGAACUCUAAGGAGCUACCUCUACGACUCAGAUCUUCCCUGUUUGUCCUGGAAACAGAGACUGGAGAUCUGUAUCUGUGCGGCGAGAGGGCUUCACUACCUUCACACCGGAUACUCUCAGAGCAUAAUCCACCGCGAUUUGAAGUCCACCAACAUCCUCCUAGGCGAGAACUUCAUCGCCAAACUUUCCGACUUUGGGCUCUCUCUGCUGGGACCAUCCUUUGGGGAGACCCAUGUCAGCACCAUUGUGAAGGGGACAUUCGGCUACAUCGACCCCGAGUACUUCAAGAUCAUGAAACUCACCGAAAAAUCCGACAUUUACUCAUUCGGCGUAGUCCUAUUCGAAGUGCUUUGCGCGCGGCCACCCAUUGUCGACCAUGUCAAUCUCGCCGAGUUGGCGCUUCAUUGGCUGAAAAAGGGGCAGCUUGAAAAGAUUGUGGAUCAGCGAUUGGCGGGGAAGAUGAACGAAAAUUCUCUGAGGAAAUUUGGGGAGACGGCGGCCAAUUGCUUGGCGGAAUACGGCAGGGAUAGGCCGAGCAUUGGUGAUGUGCUGUGGAAUUUGGAGUACGCGUUGCAGUUGCAGGUAACGCAGUUAAGUAGGGAGCCGUUUGAGGAUAGCGGGAUCGUCAAUGAGUCGCAGAUUGCGGUGGCGGAAUCGGUGAGGAGGGAUCCGUCGGAUGAGGCGGAGAAUGUGGGCGAGGAAGAGGUGGUCACGGCCUCGAGUUCGCCGAAAGAGUCCGAGAUAUCGACGAGUAUGGUGUUCUCUCAGCUCGUUACAGGGGAAGGAAGGUGAUUGGAUUCUCGUUGAGAUGUUCUGUCGUGCUUCCUGUUUUUUUUGUAGCGCUGAAGAGUGCGUAUUAUGUAAGUAGUGUUGGCAUUGAAAUUUUAGUAUGGCAAUAUAAAAUAUUACAUGCU